Molecule: messenger RNA, 1311 nt
Organism: Tetrahymena thermophila SB210
Lineage: Eukaryota; Ciliophora; Oligohymenophorea; Hymenostomatida; Tetrahymenidae
Product: A C2HC-type zinc-finger protein
Exons: 2
Source: RefSeq, a predicted model, not a curated record
AUGUUCAAUUAAAAUGACUUUGACUCAAUAGAUUAUCUAGUAGCGUACGAUAAUAAAAUGCAUGAAAACCAGAAUUAUAGCAACUUGAAACCAGUAGACUAUUCCCUAAGACUUUAGCCUAGUUAAUCUAGCUAUUAAGCUUAUAGAGAUAAGAAUAACCUUGCUAUGGUAGGAGAAUAGAUACUUAUGGAUGGUAUUCCUCGUUUUGAAUAUGAUUACUCAGCUUAUAAUUCAAAAAUAAUCUAGCCAAAGGCUACAGGAAAAAUUGGUCAACAUUAUUUUGAUGGAGGAUUAAAAGAAACUGCCGAGGAGAUGAUAUAAAGAGAAUUGGAGAAUUGCUUAUUUAAUAUCAAGAAAACUAUGCGACGCAAUUAAGCCAAAGCAAAAGGCUUUGACAUACUUGAAAAAGAAAGAGACCCAACUUAUAUCAGCAAUGAACUAUAUGAAAAUGUUGUUUUUGACGACAUAUAUGAUAAACCAAAUCAGAAUUAUAGAAGGGUUUUUUAUGCUCCAGAACUAAAUGAAUAAGAGUUAAUUGAAAAUAAUACAGGCGAAGAAUUGAACUAUGAUUACGACAUUGAUGACUUUCUUCACAUACAGUAAGUGCAAGAUACAAAUAUUGAAAACAAGAUGAAAAGACAGAGCAUAUUAAAUAGAUUAAACAAGGAUAUUUAGAAACAAAUGGAAGAAUAAGAAAUGGCUGAAAGAGAAUAAAAUUAUUAAAUGGAAAAACAGUAGAAUAAAAGUGGAAUUUUGAAAAAAAAAGGGGAUCAAAAGAUAAAAAAGACUUUGAAAUUCGAUGAUUCGGUCAUUGAUAAAAAUGAAAGUAGUAUCGAUGAUGAAAGUGAUGGAGGUUUUGCGAAACAGUUAGAAAAUGGGAAAGUCAAAAUGUCAUUUAAAGAGUUUAUGGAUGCUUAGAAAGGAGGUGGAAAGCGCUAGACACAAAGCGCUAAAGCUUUAUCUAAUGGAAAGAUAUCUUCGUAAAUUGAUUAUGUUGAUGAGAUUGCAUCAAAUGAGCCUGUUUAUAACCCUACAGAUAUGCCUAAAAAGAUACCUAGAUGGAAGCUACAAUCAGAAGCUAUCAGAGCUUCAAUGAAGACUAGCUCAGCCUAUACUAAAGAGGAAAAUGAAUAAAUUGUAUCUGCUUUAAAUAAAACAGAUUUAGUAUAUUGCGAGUGCUGCAAAAGAAAAUUUAAACCAGGUCCUGCAGAAAAGCACAUUCCUUCCUGCAAAGAAAAAUUUGAAGAAAAACAAAGACAAUAUUAAUUUCAACAACAAAAGAAAAAGAGCAAAUCAAGCUCAAAGAUUUGA